AUGUCUACUCUGAGUAGUCGAAGAUCGACUGAGUCGAAAAAGACUAGCCCAUCUAGUGUAAGAACGAAAAGUAGAACAGUGCAAUCUCAUUUUGAAAAUCUAAAAUCUUUUGUUCAUCAAAUUUCAUUACUCGAAACUAGUGCUGUAGGAUUACUCACCACUCUACAUUCAAUAGAAAAGGCAUAUAAUGGACUUUUCGACAAUAAUAUUCGUGCAGUACCUGUUUAUAAACAAGCUCGAGAGAUUAGUGCUCAGUUUUCUACUUUUGAAGGAACUCUCCUUAGUAAAAUAGAGCUUGCAAAACAUCUCGAUGUUCCAAGCAAUAUUACAUCAGAACUCGAAAAAUUAAAUUCUACAAUUAAAAAGGUCAAUUCAGCUCCUCCAGCGACAUCUCGUGCGCAGAGAGAAUCAAAAACAUAUUAUAAAGAAAUUACCGCAUCAAUUUCAGAUAUAGAACAAAAUCUUAAAGAUCAAAAUCCCGUCCAAGCCAAAAAAUUACUAAGAAAGCUAAAAACCGAUUUCCUCCAUAAAUACGAACAAUUCUUCCGUCUCAGUCAACUGUCGAAAGGCUCUAAAAACACAAAUUCAGAUAAUUGCCGAUUUUCAAUCGACAGAAUCGUUGCUCUUUUAGAUUACUCGACAAUGCCACUUGAAGUACCAGAUGUUGUAGAACAAAUUAGUGUUAAAUUGAAAGAAUUAUCUAAGAAACCCGAAAAUACAGAAUUAUCUUCAAGACCUUCAACGAGAUCUUCCGUCAAUAGAGUCUUAUCAAAAGCCAAAGCAGCAGUUAAGCAAGAGGUAAAGCCAAAAACUACAAGAUCUAAGUCACAACCGAAUUUUCCAAAUUUAUUCCCUCCUCCAGCCCCAGCUUCCCACAAAAGGAUAGCGGCAGUACCAUCAUUGAAGAGUUUGGCGAUUGCUCCUCGCAGAGUUUCCAAUUCCAGCAAGAAUAUUCUACCUUUAAUCCAAACAGUCAAUAAUUUACCGAAAGCACCACCAGAAGAAGCAGAACCUGACUUGGAAGCGAUGUCAAAUUCGAAAUCAGAGAGAUCCCCAUCAAUGAAGAAGCUCGAAAAGACUUUAAGCAAAAUAGAAUUAUCUGAUGACGAAAAUUUGAAGAAAAACACUCCACCUGGCUCUCCAAGCCUAUCCAGCAGCCAACUAAUGCUUACAAAAGAAUGCGCGGAGGCUAUACAAGGCCUAGAACCAAAACUUUUGAAGCAUUUAUCUGCAAUUGACACAAAUAGUACUUUAAACCAAUUUAUUGAGCAAUUAUCACUUGUACAAGAAUCAGUACAAGCAGGGAAUCCUCAAAAUGAGCAGCUUCUUCGCUUGAAUUUUCUAAUUUGUCAGUUGGAAGACGAAUUAGUUGAUACAAAGGAAAGUGGUAAUUUCGAUGAAACGAUAAAUAAAGCCAAACAGAUAAUUGACUCUUUGGAGCACUCGAUUUCGGAAAAUAAAACGAUUUCUUCGGAGUCAUCAGAUAUUAUUGGAAAUGUAGGUCGAAGAUUGAAGCGCUUGAGCUACAAUGAAACCAGCCCAUCGGGAUCAAUGCAUGGAGACUCGGAAACUAAGAUAAAUGAGUUAAACGCUGAGUUAGAAAAAUUAAAAUCAGAAUUAAAAGCUGAAAAAGCGAAAAACAGCGAAUGGCAGCAAAAAUCCGAGACAAGGAAGAAAUAUAUCAAUAGAUUAUCUAAUAAUCUUAAGCACGCGAUGGUCGCAAUGCCUCCUUCUGGUUGUGAAGAUUUGAAAAAAGUUUUAAUGAGGCAGACCAAAAUUAUUAGUGUUCUUGAAGAACUACAGUAA
This is a messenger RNA of Trichomonas vaginalis G3, 1806 nucleotides long. RefSeq lists its product as uncharacterized. The coding region runs from base 1 to 1806 and encodes 601 amino acids. The transcript has a single exon. Lineage: Eukaryota; Parabasalia; Trichomonadida; Trichomonadidae. The record is from RefSeq and is a predicted model, not a curated record.